Molecule: messenger RNA, 987 nt
Organism: Lecanosticta acicola
Lineage: Eukaryota; Fungi; Ascomycota; Dothideomycetes; Mycosphaerellales; Mycosphaerellaceae
Source: the annotation of a GenBank genome assembly
AUGGAUGCUCCGACGUUUGCGCCGCCCACGUCGGCCAUGGAGGCCAAGACGUUCAUGGCGCCAGGAAGUCUCACGGGGUACAACACACCUGCUCAGCAGCAGCAGCAGCAGACGUCAACUCCACCGACCGAUACGAAUGGUGCGGUGCAGAAGGCAGGCUCCGCCCCAGUCCAGCCCCCUCAGGCCAACAACGUGCCCAUGAGCCCGGCGCAAACGCCUGCGGCUGGACAGCAGCAGAACGGCGUGAGCGGUAUAGGUAUGUGUGCGGAGGCGGAACUGUCGCGAUAACGCGACAUGCGGUCUCUUGCACAGUCACUGACUUGAUCGCAGUCCCAACACUGCAGAACAUCGUCGCUACGGUGAACCUGGAUUGCCGUUUGGUAUGCGCGCUGGAAGUUGCUCAAUAGCACCACUGCUGACAGUCACAACAGGAUCUCAAGACCAUUGCGCUCCACGCACGUAAUGCCGAGUACAACCCGAAGCGUUUUGCUGCUGUCAUCAUGCGCAUCCGCGAACCCAAGACCACUGCGCUGAUCUUCGCCUCCGGAAAGAUGGUCGUUACCGGAGCCAAGAGCGAGGACGACUCCAAGCUCGCCUCGAGAAAAUACGCGCGCAUCAUCCAGAAGCUCGGCUUCAACGCGAAGUUUACCGAUUUCAAGAUCCAGAACAUCGUGGGCUCCUGCGACAUCAAGUUCCCGAUUCGCCUCGAGGGACUGGCCAGCCGCCACCACAUGUUCUCAUCCUACGAGCCCGAGCUGUUCCCGGGUCUCAUCUACCGUAUGAUGAAGCCCAAGAUUGUGCUUCUCAUUUUCGUGUCGGGCAAGAUCGUCCUCACGGGCGCAAAGGUUCGCGAGGAGAUCUACCAAGCCUUCGAAUUGAUUGUGAGUGCUCCCAAUUCCUCCCUUCGCUGGGUCGGUACUCAAGUGGUUGUGUCCGAGCUAACGUUGGACACAGUACCCUGUCUUGUCCGACUUCCGCAAGACAUGA